Messenger RNA from Aspergillus thermomutatus, 1551 nucleotides. It is a transcript of the gene pyr7, whose product is annotated as O-acetyltransferase pyr7. Bases 1 to 1551 code for a protein of 516 amino acids. The transcript has a single exon. Gene Ontology annotation, molecular function: acyltransferase activity, transferring groups other than amino-acyl groups. The record is from RefSeq and is a predicted model, not a curated record. NCBI's taxonomy places the organism in Eukaryota, Fungi, Ascomycota, Eurotiomycetes, Eurotiales, Aspergillaceae.
AUGAGUGCUCCGAGAAUACACUCUCCCGUCAAUCAGGAUGAACAGGUAAAAGAUGGACUUGCUAGUCUUCAAGGUCCAUGCGAAGAUGGCAUGUGCGGUGUCCCAAAGUCCCCCAGCAACCACUCUCCGUAUCCUCUGUCUUCACUCGACCACAAUCCCCUCGGAAUGAAUGUCACCUUUUUGUUGUCAUUUCAAACCACGCAGCCUGAGGAAAGCAUUCGUGUCCUGGACGACGGCAUCAAACAGCUGUUGAAGGUUCACCCCUUCCUCUCAGGGGACGUGACUCGCCAGACGAAAGUCAGCCAGAGGAAGAAUACCUGGCAGAUCGAACCAGACGCUCCAGAGUCGCUUCUCAAGCUCCCUAUGCUCCAGACACAAUAUUUACAGGCCGAGUCGAUCAAAGAACUCCAUUCGAAACGCCUCCUAACGGGCGCUGAGGAGCAGGAGAUCAUGCGACGGCUCGCCCCGUUGCCUAUCGACAUGGAUCUUUCGCUGCCGCGAAGGCCGAUUGUACGGUUUCAAGCGAAUAUCAUGCGCGAUGGAGUCAUUCUCGCCAUGACAUUCCACCAUGCUGCAAUGGAUGGCGCGGGCGCUGCACGGGUUCUGGGCCUGCUAGCCGAUUGCUGCAGAGAUCGGACCGCCUCGUCUUCUGCGAGUGUGGUGUCAGACCGGCAGUUACGAUCGCAGAUUGACAGUCUUGCCUCAAAAAGCAGUUCCGGUGCCUCGAGGGCGGAUUUCAGCCAGCACUAUUGCGGCCUCGGAGAUUGGGCAGCGCUCCUCGCAGAAAAUUGGUCGGGUUUCCUCCGGGCAAGAGCUACCGAGCUUGUAACCUGGCGAUUGACGAUUCCCGGGUCCAAGAUCCAGUACUUAAAGGGAGCUUGCAAUGCGCUGCUACAGGGGCAAACGUCUGCGCAGGCUGGUAGGCCGAAUCCGGGGUUCCUAUCCAACAACGACAUUGUGAGCGCCCUGAUGGCCAUGAUACUUCGGCAAGCGGGACGAUUGGCUGGUCAAUCUACUGAACUGUCGCUUGCAGUUGAUAUGCGCGGCAAUUUCCAAGCACCAGCCUUCAAUGACUACCUGGGAAACAUGGUGCUGCUGACAUACACGCCGAUCCCAGCUGGGAAGAACCAGCCCCCAGUCGAUGGACCAGUUCCGGCAGAAUUGCGCCAGGAAUGCCUCAAAGAGCUCACCCAGAUUGCAGCGCGUAUACGCCACGGUCUUCUCUCGGUCAACGCAGAGUACAUCCAAGGCGUUCUAUCCCAUCUCCACUCGCAGACCGACUGGGCGGAGAUUGGAUUCCGGGGAGUCCCCAUUCCCUUGAGCAGCUUUAGGAAUUUUGGAAUCUUCGGACUGGACUUUGGGGAAAGCCUGGGAUCGCAGCCUCGAGGAUUCCAACUGCAUUUGCCUGUCUUGGGGGGGAUGUGUUUUAUCCUUCCAAAGCGUCAAGAUAGCACGGAGCCGUGGGACUUGCACCUGACUCUCAACCGUGACGAUGUAUCCAUGGUAUCAGAUGAUCCUUUGUUUCGCUGGGCUACUGAAGAGCAUCUAUGA